AUGGCCACCACUACCAGCACCGCGGUCCGCGUCCUCGGCGCCGUUGCCCUGCUCUCGCAGCACGCCGCCGCCGGCCUCUACCCGGGCCUGACCACCGACAACCACACCUGCUCGCUGCAGAAGCCGGUGCUGUCGUGCUCGGCCGAGGCGCAGCCGGGGCUCGUCGACACGUGCUGCGUCGAGACCUUCGGCGGGCUCGUGCUGUCGACCCAGUUCUGGGACACGUACACGGGGCGCGAGGCCGACGGCCAGCUCCUGCCCAAGGACACAUGGACUUUGCAUGGUCUCUGGCCCGACUUCUGCAACGGGAGCUACACGCAGUACUGCGACCUGUCACGGCAGUAUGACCCGAUCCCGUCACCCAACACGACGACGGGUACGCCAGCGGGCAAGCCGGUGGUGCCGUGGACGGGGCCCAGCAUCGGCACGUUCCUGGAGCCGUUCGGCAAGUGGGACCUGCUGGCGUACAUGAACAAGUUCUGGGUGGCGCAGAACCAGGACAACGGCGGGUUCUGGGGCCACGAGUUCAGCAAGCACGCGACGUGCUUCAGCUCGUUCGACGUCGAGUGCUACGGCCCGCAGUACGUCGAGCACGAGGAGGUCGUCGACUUCUUCGAGACGGCCCUGGCCUACUACGACGUGCUGCCGACCUGGGGCUGGCUCAGCGCCGCCGGCAUCCGCCCCAGCAACGCCAGCUUCUACUCGCUGGCCGACGUCCAGGCCGCCCUCACCGCGGGCUUCGGCAAGCUGCCCUACGUCGGCUGCUCCGGCCCCGCCUACAACACCACCGCGGCCGGCAAGGGCAGCGCUGACGCCGGCAAGACGGUCCUGACCGAGGUCUGGUACUACCACCACGCCUUCGGACGCGUCCAGCGCGGACAGGCCGAGCGGGUGCACGCCAACAUCACGGGCGGGUCGGUGUCGAGCUGCGCAAAGACUCCCGGGGCCCUGCGAUACUACGAGAGGACCCCCGGGUCUGACGUUGCUGUCUAG
Molecule: messenger RNA, 993 nt
Organism: Neoarthrinium moseri
Lineage: Eukaryota; Fungi; Ascomycota; Sordariomycetes; Amphisphaeriales; Apiosporaceae
Exons: 2
Coding region: 1-993 (330 amino acids)
Biological process (GO): RNA catabolic process
Cellular component (GO): extracellular region
Molecular function (GO): ribonuclease T2 activity; RNA binding
Source: RefSeq, a predicted model, not a curated record